Molecule: messenger RNA, 2441 nt
Organism: Chelmon rostratus (copperband butterflyfish)
Lineage: Eukaryota; Metazoa; Chordata; Actinopteri; Chaetodontiformes; Chaetodontidae
Gene: triqk
Product: triple QxxK/R motif containing
Exons: 4
Coding region: 173-427 (84 amino acids)
Cellular component (GO): endoplasmic reticulum membrane
Source: RefSeq, a predicted model, not a curated record
GAGAAGUGGUGUGUUGGCAUUCUGGACAGAUUUGGAUCAAAGUGCAAUAAAAUAGUGAGUUCUGUCGUCCCGCGUGUCCACAUGCAGCAGCCAGGCGUUUGGUAAUGCAGAAACACCUCUACUAAGCGACAUAUUCUCCCGAUAGACAAGAACAGUAAGCAGAGGGAGGAGAAUGGGGAGGAAGGAUGCCAGUGCGACUGGAUUUCCAGUGGAUCAGUACAGAAAACAGAUUGGCAAGCAGGACUACAAAAAGACAAAGUCAGUCCUAAAGGCCACGCGGCUGAAAGCUGAAGCAAAGAAGAAUUCCUCUGGAUUCAGGGAUGCCUUCCUGGUUAUUGCAGCGAUCCUGUUCUUUGUCCUCUGUGUUUACGCCUUCUUCUACCUCAACCUGAGUACUGAGAUCAACCUGGACGUGGACGUGGAUUAGGAAGAGGAGGGUGGCGUGUUGACAACGUCCUUGACUCUACGCUGCAUGCACAUUAUGCACGAGGACGAGAGGGGGACAAAGAAUGCGUCCCAGAAGUCCCAUAUUUAGUUUGGGCCUGCACUUUUGGAGACACAGUGAAGUGCCUCUUCAGGGGAAAUGACACAAUGCAUCAAACAUGUCAAGUUUCAGGCCAUUUUUUGAAAUUUGCAUUGUUUUAUAUUGAGACAUUCCUCUUUCCCUUUAUUUUCUGCAUGGCAGCACACAGUGAAAUUGUAAUCAUUAUUAUACAGUCACUUAUUAUACUUCAGUGUUACUUCCUUCUUUCUUCCCGAGGCCAGAUCUGAGAGUGUAGCUUUGAUUGCUGUUCACGGAAAAAGCCAGCGACCCCUUGUAAAACAUUCUGCGGGAAAAAAAAAAGAAAAAAAAAUCUGCAUUCAGCAAAGCAAAUGAGCCUGUUUUUACACAAGUCUUCCAAACGACAAUCGAGACCGAGCCCCGUUAAUCAUAUUCUGCAGAGUCACGUCCCGCUGCUGGCUCCACUAAUAGAAAAAUGUAAAUCUCCCGCCGAACCUCUCGUCACAUCGAGACAAACACUUGCCUCACAUUCCAGUGCACAAACCUCUCCUGCCGGAUAUCUGGAGAUCACAAAGUGUGAGAUUAGAAUCCACAAAGCCCUCGUCCUGAUUGAACAUGUGUGCGGAAUACAGAGCGACACAUUGUACCUGCCGCACAUACAUGCAGCGCGGAGGCAGACACCCACAGCAUUAGCAUCACAAAUAUGAUCCUGUGCUUUCAUUUGAAUGGAAAUUACAGAGACGAAUGAUGACUGAAUGGAGGUGAGCCUGUAUGUUUUCUCAUAAGGAACACCUUGAUAAUUUCCCUUCUUGUAAGAUGCAUGCAGCACUGCGAUGUGUCUCAAUAGAAAGGAAUACGAAGGAUUGUCAAAACCUCUUUGUCCCGCUGCUUAAAUCUUUGUGCGCUGGCACUGCUAGGUGCAAGGACUGACCUUCCAUUAACCAUUUCAGUCCAAGUGCUUCCACUGUUUGAGUGAUUCUUUGUUAGCAAAAGAGUGAAAAAUCAGGGCUUUUAUUUCGUCCCAUUUGCUUUUUUCUUUAUGUUUGAAAUUGCACAUUUUUUUCACAUUAUCAGUUUCUAUUCCGUGUUUUUCUCAGCACACAUCAAGCCGAAAAUAAAGCAACAGCAACGCUGCUGUCUGAAAGGCAACUGAUGCAUUGUUUUGGAGAUGACUCUUUUAUAUUAGUGCGAUGCUAUAAAAGGCCAAUACCCAACACACACGAGACCUUGUGACGUCUUUCAUUCCCAACGUGUUUUUCCCCUCUGAGACUCUUUUAAAAACAAGACUUGUGUCUUGUCCCUGACUGCGUUUUCAGCGGCUGACAUGAUUCUGGAAAUGUGAGACGCAUUUUGAGAGAUUUCAGGGUUUCCGUUUCUGCCACCCCCCACCACCUCCCAUCUUUUCUCCCAUGACCUCCCGACCUCUCGUAAAAAGACUACAUAUCCAAGAAACCAUUAUGAUAAGCGCGCGCCCUCAGCCUCACCCAGUGGCUUUUAUCUGGCCGCGGUGCAUCCAGACCCCCUCCUCCACCGCUGUGAGUCACUCACAUGUGUAACAAUAGAUAUCCUGAACUAAAAGACCUUCAUACAUGACACCUGCUAUCUAAAAGGUCACCAUUACAACCACAAGAGCUCUGACAUCAGCACAAUGGAGACGGACCCGGCAGCACGGCCUAUUUAUUCUGACCCAUGUUUGGCAAGAUGAGCUGGAAGCUAUUUUCCACAAUAGUAUGACGGUUUGUGCUGUGAUUGAAUUGGCUUGUAUGAUAUAUAAACAUUUUACAGUGUGCUUUGUCAUCAUGAUUGUUAUCAGAUACCGUGUGAUCUAUUAUGAAUGACUUUUCUGCAUUAUUUUUGUUGAAUGGCUUUUAAAAUCACGUAUCACUUUGUAAGGAAACAUAAUUAAUGCGUCAUGUGACAGAAGAUUAAAGGACCUUUC